ACAAACCGGAAGUUGCUGCUCUGCUACUAAAGAUGGUAGCCAGUUAAGAAUCGAGCUAAUUAGUAGCUUUCAAGCAAGAUAUUCAUCUCAAUAUAAAACAUACAGCGCCGUAGAAAAGGACCAUUAGUCGUAACUGACGAGAUAGAGCCUACCUGCCUUUCCACGUGGAAGAAAACGGAGGACAGAGACGUGCUAACUACGGAGUUGGCUUUUCUACAAGGAAUCUGCAGGACAACAUGAGUGGAGAGAAGGAAACAUUGCUGGAUGAAAUCGAACAAAGUUUACAGUGUCUAACCAAGGACAAUUUACAAUACCUGUGUGAACGUUGUGGAAUAGAUGGGUCCCAAGUUAAAGGAAAGAACCAUUGCGUAUUGCAACGUAAAAUCUUGGAGGAAAUGUGGGUAAAUGCAAAUUCGGUCAAAUCGGAGGAGCAUGUAAUGUCUUGGUUACUCCAACUGAAAGAUGACAUCAGGAGGAUACAGGAAGAAUCUACUGUGGCACCCAUGAGACCCAGCCGAUCUGAUGAUGAUGCUACAGACUGCGACAUGGAAAACAAGGAUCGGUGUCUUAGCAACGGGCUGGAGGCGGAGUCAGCUCCACAGAACCACACCCCAGAGCAGAGGCAGAGGGGUGACAUGUCUCUCCCACCCGCCUCCCCUCUCCCCGAGUCCCCAGGUCCUUCCUCUCCCGCUGGCACAUUACUACUGGGUUUGAAGAGUGUGUCUCUGCGGCUGGUUGACUGCAGGAAAACACUGGGGCUGAGUGGAACUACGAGAGGAGGAGAAGAGAAGGGAUAUGGAGAUUCAGAUUCGAUGUUAUCAAGUAGGAACAAUGGGGACAACCCUAACGGUCGCUCGCUCAGUGGGAGGGUCUUAUCAUCUGGGAAGGCUCCAGGGUUGAAAGUGAUCCAGCGACCUUACAGCUGUGAUGUAUGUGAGAAGAGUUUCACUCAAUCAGGAAACCUACGAAGACACCAAACAGUACACACAGGAGUGCGACCAUAUGUCUGUCCUAUAUGCGGAAAGAGUUUCCUUUUGUCAGGAACACUGUCUAGACACAAGAGAACACACACAGGAGAGAAACCAUACGGCUGUCCUAUAUGUGGAAAGCGUUUCCGUAUGUCAGGACAAUUGACUAUACACAAGCGAACACACACUGGAGAGAAACCUUAUAGCUGCGAUCAAUGUGGGAAGCGUUUUACUCAAGCUUGUUCCCUGACUGAACACAAGCGAACACACACUGGCGUGAUGUUCCACUGCUCAGACUGUGAGAAGAGCUUCCCUACAUCAGUGAAGUUGAAACGGCACCAGCAAACGCACACAGGAGAGAAAUCUUAUCGCUGUGAUCAAUGUGGGAAGAGUUUUGCGAGAGCUUAUUCCCUGACUGAACACAAGCUAACACACACAGGAGAGAAACCAUAUGUCUGCGAUCAAUGUGGGAAGAGAUUUACUAACUCGGGAACACUGACUUUACAUAAGCCGACACACACUGGAGAGAAACCUCGUAGCUGUGCUAUAUACAGCUGUAAGCACUGUGAGUGGAGUUUCGCUCAUUCAGAAGACCUAGCGAGACACCACCAGAGAAAACACAUGUGGGAGGGUAUUCAUGUCUGUGAUCAAUGUGGGAAGAGUUUUGCUAGUUCUGGAGACCUGAAUAUACACAAGCGAAUACACACAGGUGAGAAACAAUAUGUCUGUGAUCAGUGUGGAAAGAGUUUUGCUAGUUCGGGAAACCUGAAUAUACACAAGCGUAUACACACUGGGGAGAAACCAUAUGUCUGUGAUCAAUGUGGGAAGAGCUUUGCCUCAUCUGGAUUCCUGACUAAACACAAGCAUAUCCACACCGGAGAGAAACCUUACAGUUGUGAACGGUGUGAGAAGAGAUGUGUUUCCAAAGGAGAGUUGAGAACGCACCAGCUUGUACACCCCAGAGAGAACUCUCUCUUCCUGUGUGAUCGAUGUGGGAAGAGCUUCACACACAUGGGAUCCCUGAAUGUACACAUGCGUAGGCACACAGGAGAGAAACCCUACCGCUGCGAUCAAUGUGGGAAGAGCUUUAUUCAGCCAGUAGAAUUGAAAAUGCACCAACGAGUGCACACUGGAGAGAAACCCUACAGCUGUGAUCUAUGCAGGAAGAGAUUCGCUCAGUCAGGACUGCUGACUGUACACAAGAGAACACACACUGGAGAGAAACGUUAUAAAUGUGAUAUAUGUGGGAAAAGAUUUGCUCAGUCAGGAAACCUGAAGAGUCAUCAGAAAACCCACACAGGCAGAAAGAGAACCCGCACAGGUGGACAGAAAAUCCCCACAGGCAGAGAGAGAAGUCAAACAGACAGACUGAAUCACCACCAUACCUCCCUCCUCUCAGGCAUCAGUUCUCAGGAUUCCUCUGUGGACUCUGGGUAAACAUCACAGGAUCCCCUCUGUAUUGACUCUGGGUAAACAUCACAGGAUCCCCUCUGUCGACUCUGGGUAAAAUAGCCCUCUCUGUAUUCCAUAUACAGUGUACAUUGGAGGUGGCAGAGUAUGAAGUGCUGUUGGAUAUGUAAGACUCCUCAAGUCAUAUUGGUUAGUAUUUUGUUACAAUACGAAUAUCCGCAAGUGAUUUUAAUGUGCGUUUGUGUCUGACCACGUCCACCGGGAAUUCUUAUUGGUCAAUAGUGGCCAUGGUUUUAAAAUUUACUAGCCUAGAAUAUAUUGCCUUACGAGAAUUUUGUCCAUAGAGGGACACCAUUAUCAAGUUUCCUGCAGAUCAGGUCAUUCGGUUGCAGAGGAGUAAUGGUUUUUAAGUGGGUUUUUUCAUUCAAUUCAAAAUGGCAGAAAAUCCAUCAUGGUGGCACUUCUGGUUCUGAGGAGAAGGAUCUAUAUAUCUAUAUCUAUAUAUCUAUAUCUAUAUAUAUAUAUACUGCAUUUCAUGACUUUAGAUCAAAAUUUGCAUUUUCAAUCUCUUGUUAUAGCGCCACCAUCUGGUCAAAUCAGUGUGUGUGAGCUCUAAAAAGGGCAGGAUGCAUCAUUCACUGGAGUGUUUUGUCAAAAUCGGGCCAGUAGUGUCAGAUAAUUGCGUGUGACAAACCUAAAAAUGUACAAACGGGAUGAACAUGGUGCUUUCAAGAUAACUGGGAACUCUGGGAGGGACAAGGUCAAUAUAUUCCAGAUGAGGUCAUGACAUUGGUGAUCUGGUACGGCUGAACUGUGAUGCAAUAGGGGUGUGUUCCUACG
Molecule: messenger RNA, 3218 nt
Organism: Oncorhynchus tshawytscha (Chinook salmon)
Lineage: Eukaryota; Metazoa; Chordata; Actinopteri; Salmoniformes; Salmonidae
Product: zinc finger protein 708-like
Exons: 4
Coding region: 237-2405 (722 amino acids)
Biological process (GO): regulation of transcription by RNA polymerase II
Molecular function (GO): RNA polymerase II cis-regulatory region sequence-specific DNA binding; DNA-binding transcription factor activity
Source: RefSeq, a predicted model, not a curated record